AUGACGUGGAUACCUUUGGAAUCUAAUCCUGAUGUUAUGAACAAGUUUUUAUACAAACUUGGAAUGCCAAAUAAGUAUCAUGUUGUUGAUGUGUGCGGCUUAGAUCCUGAAUUACUUGCCACAGUACCAAAACCGGUUCUCUCUAUUGUCCUUCUCUUUCCUUUCUCCGAUAAAUAUACUGAGGACAACACCAAACAAGAGGAUGAAAUAAAGAAGAAAGGUCAAAUAGUAACUGAGAAAAUUUUCUACAUGAAGCAGGUAGAGCCCAACGCGUGCGGAACCAUUGCUUUGGUUCAUAGUGUUGCCAAUAAUCUCGACAAAAUUGAUCUUCAAGAGGGACAUCUCAAGAAAUUCAUCGAUGCAACGAAAAAUCUGAACCCUGACGAAAAGGGCAAAUCAUUAGAGAAAGCUGACGGGAUCAUUAGCGCUCACAAGGAGGCGGCGUUGGAAGGCCAGACUGCUCCAACUGAAGAAGUGAAAUAUCACUUCAUUACAUUUGUGCAUCGAGAUGGCCAUCUUUAUGAGCUUGAUGGACGCAAAUCCUUUCCUGUUAAUCUUGGCGAAAGUACCAACGACUCUUUUCUUGAAGACGCUGCUCGAGUGUGUAAGGAGUACAUGAGCAAAUAUCCCGACGAGCUACGCUUUUCGGUUGUUGCUCUUACUGUUGCAGAGUAA
This is a messenger RNA of Gryllus bimaculatus (two-spotted cricket), 675 nucleotides long. Lineage: Eukaryota; Metazoa; Arthropoda; Insecta; Orthoptera; Gryllidae. The record is from the annotation of a GenBank genome assembly.